CUGUGCUCAGCCAAGAGCAGCAGCCACACAGAAAAAAAGUUUAAAUCAACUCAGCGCAGAGGAGGGAGGGAGAGACGGGGGAAGAAAACGCCCUGGAAACUUGGUUGGUCGAGUAAUAGGAAAAGAGUGACAGAAUCCUAACAAACUGCGAAGUUGUGACUGGAAGAAGUGCUUUUCUUGGGCUGGGGAGAAGGGGACAGGACACGUUUUCAAGGAUGCUCAAGCUGAUCUGAGGCUUCUUGGGCGCUCAGACUGCGCACAGAAGCCAAGUAUACAAGAACCACAGCAUCAGACUGAAGGCCUUUGCCUUGCUUGAGCAAUCCAAGGAAAACCAAGAUAGAGUUUCCAAGACAGCAGGGCUUAAAUAGAGUAAAGCAAAAAUAAGAUGGCUAAAGAGGAGGAAACCAGAGAGGUUCUCUUUCCAGAUUGGGAGGGUCCAGACAAAACUGGCUUGACCAUUGAACAGAGUGGAGGAGAGAUCUUUGUUAAGGAAGUAAAAGGAGAGUCACCUGCAGCACGAUCUGGAAAAGUAUAUGAAGGUGACCAGAUUGUGGGUGCCACUGUCUACUUUGAUAACAUGAGCUCAGAAGAAACAGCUGAGCUACUGAAGACAUUGAACCGCCACAAGGUUGGACUGAAACUACAAAACAAAGGAGACAAAUCCCCUUGCUGCUCGCCCUUUAGCACACCAUGUCGUUCACCAAUCGGCACCCUGACAUGGGAAGGGAAGACCCGGUUUGGAGGUUCCAGUCCAGACAUCGUCCUUAGUGGGGAGGAUGAGGACUAUAAGAGAAUAUACAAAAAAAAGAUUAAACCAAGGCUGAAGUCUGAAGACCUUGCAGAGGGAGUAGAUGUUCGCACAGAGCGGCAUAGCAGCACAAGCAGCGAUGGCAGCACAAUUACUACCAUCACCCGCCGCAUCACUACCUACACCGUGGAUAUGCCCGGUGGCAUAAGUGAGCAACUUGAACUGUCAGGUCCAGAGUUCAGGGGCCUAAGGCACGAAUCUGGAGAUGGCUCUCCUCAUAUCAGAAUCUCACAUGGCAGCCCUUCAGGUAAAGUGGGAGCAGAAGGGAGUUUUGAGUCAAGCAAUGUCUCUUACACUGGGCCCCAAGUUAGCUCCACAGAGACACGCUGGGGCAGUGGGGGAGUUCAGACCACAACAACUACAAGAGAGAUAGAAGGUCUCAGAUUGAAAGGGCCUAACUUUGGAGUAACAGGAGGUAAAGAACAGAGAGGCUUUGAGAUCUCAAGAGGAAGUGGAGAGCAAGGUGAUGGAAUCAUUCAGGUGUCAGGAACAAGCACGACACUAAGAGACAGCACAAACACUGGUAGUAGGCAUGUUACAAUAGGAGAGUUGGGAGGUGCAGAGAUAACCUCAACUGAUGAGAACAGAGGGUCAAUUAGUCUGUCUUUACCAGGAGAAAGCAUGCAUAUUUUGACUUCAUCCAUGAAAAAAACACAGGAGGGAAGUGUUGACACCAGUUUAGGGGAAAGGACAAAAGUGAAGGUAUCUGAAACUACCAUCAGUUCCUCGCAGGAAAAGGGAUCAGGCAGUAAUGAUAUUCCGAAUGUCAUACUUGGUGGAUGUUCCAUAGGUAUUGAUACUGAAUCGAGAAGUGGCAGGAUAGGAGGAUCAGCAAAAACAGUAGGCAAUGUUACCUCAGGAUAUACCUCGGGGCCAGGCAAGAUUUCAGUGGCAGGUGUGGAUGUCAACCUUACAGGUUCCACGUUGAAAGGUGAGGUUGAUGUCAACCUGCCAAGCACAAAGGGAGGAAUAAAAGCAUCUGGAAUAGACACUGACGUUCCAGGCUAUGAAAAUGAGGGCACUGUGAGUGGCAUAAAAACAAUCAAGAUGCCUGUGUUUGGAAUGAAAGGAAACAAGAAAGAUGGAACUAGUGUUGAAGUUAAACUUGGUGAUGCAGGUAUGUCAGUACCUGUGACAGAACUAGACAUCAAAGGGAAAGAUAAGCAGAUCAGAGGUCCUAACAUUGAAGGACCACCUGUCAAUGUAAAACUUCCAGAGGCUGACUUCAAAGCACCUGAAAUCAAUUCUAGCAUUCAAACUAAAGUACCAAAGAGUGAUAGCAAAUACAAAAUGAAAGUAUCUGAGGUUAAAAUUCCAUCUUUAUCUGGUCCAGAUAUAGAUGUAAACUUGAAGGGUUCCAAGGUAGAGGGAAAUAUUGAUGUAACAGUGUCAAAGACGGAGGGAGAAGUUAAGGCACCUAAAAUAGACAUUAAAGGUCCAGCUAUAAAUAUUGAGGGGAAAGGAGAUUUAAAAAUGCCUCAGAUAAAGAUACCAUCAUUUGGGGCCAAGGGACCAAAAGUUGAUGUAAACGCUUCUGGGGUUGACAUUAAAACACCAAAGGUUGAUGGUGGGGACUCUAAUGCAAAAAUGGAAGGAGUGACAAUCAAGUUGCCAUCCAAAACAGGUCCCACAAUUCCAGAAUGGGAUAUCAAUCUGAAAGGAAGUCAGGUGAAGGGAGAUGUGGAUGUGUCAGUUCCAAAAAUUGAAGGACACACAACAAAACCUGAAGUUGAGAUCAAAGGACCAGAAGUAGAUAUUGAAAGGCCUAAAGGUGGCUAUAAGAUGCCUGGAAUCAAAAUUAAAUCGUUUGGCUUAACAGAUCCUAAGGUGGAAGCUCCAGAUGUUGAUAUAAAAGUUACCAAACCUGAAAUUGACAUUAAGGCACCUGAGGUCGACAUUAAAGCAUCCAAAGUUAAUGUUGAAACCCCAGAUGUGGACAUAAAAUCUCCGAAAUUGGAUAUUGACAUUGAGGGACCAAAAGAUGGAUUCAACCGGUCUAAAUUUACAAAGCCAUCAAUUAACCUGAAAGAUCCGAAAGUUGAAGGGGAUUUGGCUGUGUCAGUACCAAAGAUUAAAGGAGAUAUGACAGUACCUGAUGUUGAAUUCAAAGGUCCAGAGGUCAAUAUUGAGGGGCCAAAGGGUGAAUUUGAAAUGCCUAAAAUCAAAAUCCCAUCAUUUGGCAUCAAAGGUCCAAAGGCUGAAGGCCCAUAUGUUGAUAUUAACCUCUCAAAGGCUGACAUUGAUGUAAAAGCCCCUGAUGUUGAAAUUCCAGGGCCAGGAGUUGACAUUGAAGGACUGAAUACAUCACUCAAAGGAUCCAAAUUCAACAUGCCAACCAUAUCAGGACCGAAAAUCUCCAGGCCAAAUGUGGAUGUGUCCGGUCCAAAGAUAAAAGGAGACAAAAAAACACCUGAAGUUGACAUCAAAGGUCCAAAGGUUGAAAAGCCAACGGGUGGAUUUGACAUCCCUAAAAUCAAAAUGCCAUCAAUUGGCAUCAAAGGUCCAAACAUAGAGGGUCCAGAUGUAGAUAUAAAUCUUCCCAAAACAAACACUGAUGUGAAAGCACCUGGAGUUGACAUCAAAGGUCCAGAGUUUGAUAUCAAAGGGCCUAAAGGUGGAUUUGACAUGCCUAAAAUCAAAAUGCCAUCAAUGUCAGGACCCAAAAUGCCAGAUCUGGAUAUGAGUCUGAGUGGGCCCAAAGUAAAGGGAGAUGUUGAUGUGUCAGUUCCAAAGAUUGAGGGUGACAUAAAAGCUCCAAAGAUUGAUAUCGAAGGACCAGAUGUUGACAUUGAUGGCCACAAAGGAGGAUUCAAAAUGCCUAAAAUCAAAAUGCCAUCAUUGGACAUUAAAGGUCCAAAAAUGGAGGGUCCAGAUGUUAACAUAAACCUACCCAAAGCUAACAUUGAUGUGAAAGCACCUGAAGUUGACAUCAAAGGUCCAGAGUUGGAUGUCAAAGGGUCUAAAGGUGGAUUUGACAUGCCCAAAAUUAAAAUGCCAUCAGGACCCAAACUGCCAGAUGUGGAUUUACAUCUGAAAGGGCCCAAAAUAAAGGGAGAUGUUGAUGUGUCAGUUCCAAAGAUUGAGGGUGACAUAAAAGCUCCCAAGGUUGAUAUUAAAGGACCAGAUACUGACAUUGAUGGCCACAAAGGAGGAUUCAAAAUGCCUAAAAUCAAAAUGCCAUCAUUGAACAUUAAAGGUCCAAACAUGGAGGGUGCAGAUGUUGAUAUAAAUCUUCCCAAAGCUAACAUUGAUGUGAAAGCCCCUGACUUGGACAUCAAAGGUCCAGAGUUUGAUAUGAAAAGGCCAAAGGGUGGAUUUGACAUGCCAAAAAUCAAAAUGCCAUCAAUAUCAGGACCCAAACAGCCAGAUUUGGACAUAAGUCUGAGUGGGCCCAAAAUAAAGGGAGAUGUUGAUGUGUCAGUUCCAAAGAUUGAGGGUGAGAUAAAAGCUCCCAAAGUCGAAAUCGAAGGACCAGAUAUUGACAUCGAAGGCAACAAAGGAGGAUUCAAAAUGCCUAAAUUUAAAAUGCCAUCCUUCGGACUGAGAGGUCCAAAUGUAGAAGGGCCAGAAGUUGAUGUCAGCCUACCAAAAGCUGAUAUUGAUAUUAAAGAACCUGAGUUGGAUAUCAAAGGACCAGAGAUUGAAACUAAGGGUCCAAGUGGUAAAAUCAAAGGACCCAAAUUCAGCCUGCCAAGCAUUUCAGGACCGAACCUUUCCAUGCCAGAUGUGGAUUUACAUCUUAAAGGGCCCAAAAUAAAGGGAGAUGUUGAUGUGUCAGUUCCAAAGAUUGAGGCUGAAAUAAAAGCUCCCAAGGUUGAUAUCGAAGGACCAGCUGUUGACAUUGAUGGCCACAAAGGAGGAUUCAAAAUGCCUAAAGUCAAAAUGCCAUCAAUGAACAUUAAAGGUCCAAAAAUGGAAGGUCCAGAUGUUGAUAUAAACCUUCCCAAAGCUAACGUUGAUGUGAAAGCCCCUGAAGUGGACAUCAAAGGUCCAGAGUUUGAUAUCAAGGGGCCAAAGGGUGGAUUUGACAUGCCUAAAAUCAAAAUGCCAUCAUUUGGCAUCAAAGGUCCAAACAUGGAGGGUCCAGAUGUUGAUAUAAACCUGCCCAAAGCUAACAUUGAUGUGAAAGCACCUGAUGUUGACAUCAAAGGUCCAGAGUUGGAUAUCAAAGGGCCAAAAGGUGGAUUUGACAUGCCUAAAAUCAAAAUGCCAUCAAUAUCAGGACCCAAACUGCCAGAUGUGGAUUUACAUCUUAAAGGGCCCAAAAUAAAGGGAGAUGUUGAUGUGUCAGUUCCAAAGAUUGAGGGUGACAUAAAAGCUCCCAAGGUUGAUAUUGAAGGACCAGAUAUUGACAUUGAGGGCAACAAAGGAGGAUUCAAAAUGCCUAAAUUUAAAAUGCCAUCCUUCGGACUGAGAGGUCCAAAUGUAGAAGGACCAGAAGUUGAUGUCAGCCUCCCAAAAGCUGAUAUUGAUAUUAAAGAACCUGAUUUGGAUAUCAAAGGACCAGAGAUUGAAACUAAGGGUCCAAGUGGUAAAAUCAAAGGACCCAAAUUCAGCCUGCCAAGCAUUUCAGGACCGAACCUUUCCAUGCCAGAUGUGGAUUUACAUCUUAAAGGGCCCAAAAUAAAGGGAGAUGUUGAUGUGUCAGUUCCAAAGAUUGAGGCUGAAAUAAAAGCUCCCAAGGUUGAUAUCGAAGGACCAGCUGUUGACAUUGAUGGCCACAAAGGAGGAUUCAAAAUGCCUAAAGUCAAAAUGCCAUCAAUGAACAUUAAAGGUCCAAAAAUGGAAGGUCCAGAUGUUGAUAUAAACCUUCCCAAAGCUAACGUUGAUGUGAAAGCCCCUGAAGUGGACAUCAAAGGUCCAGAGUUUGAUAUCAAGGGGCCAAAGGGUGGAUUUGACAUGCCUAAAAUCAAAAUGCCAUCAUUUGGCAUCAAAGGUCCAAACAUGGAGGGUCCAGAUGUUGAUAUAAACCUGCCCAAAGCUAACAUUGAUGUGAAAGCACCUGAUGUUGACAUCAAAGGUCCAGAGUUGGAUAUCAAAGGGCCAAAAGGUGGAUUUGACAUGCCUAAAAUCAAAAUGCCAUCAAUAUCAGGACCCAAACUGCCAGAUGUGGAUUUACAUCUUAAAGGGCCCAAAAUAAAGGGAGAUGUUGAUGUGUCAGUUCCAAAGAUUGAGGGUGACAUAAAAGCUCCCAAGGUUGAUAUUGAAGGACCAGAUAUUGACAUUGAGGGCAACAAAGGAGGAUUCAAAAUGCCUAAAUUUAAAAUGCCAUCCUUCGGACUGAGAGGUCCAAAUGUAGAAGGACCAGAAGUUGAUGUCAGCCUCCCAAAAGCUGAUAUUGAUAUUAAAGAACCUGAGUUGGAUAUCAAAGGACCAGAGAUUGAAACUAAGGGUCCAAGUGGUAAAAUCAAAGGACCCAAAUUCAGCCUGCCAAGCAUUUCAGGACCGAACCUUUCCAUGCCAGAUGUGGAUUUACAUCUUAAAGGGCCCAAAAUAAAGGGAGAUGUUGAUGUGUCAGUUCCAAAGAUUGAGGGUGAAAUAAAAGCUCCCAAGGUUGAUAUCGAAGGACCAGCUGUUGAUAUUGAAGGACCCGAUGUCGACAUUGAGGGCCACAAAGGAGGAUUCAAAAUGCCUAAAUUUAAAAUGCCAUCCUUUGGGCUGAAAGGUACAAACGUUGAAGGGUCAGAAGUUGAUGUCAGCAUCCCAAAAGCUGAUAUUGAUAUUAAAGCCCCUGAGUUGGAUGUCAAAGGACCAGAGUUUGACACUAAGAGUCCAAGUGGUAAAAUCAAAGGACCCAAAUUCAGCCUGCCAAGCAUUUCAGGACCGAACCUUUCCAUGCCAGGUGUGGAUUUAAAUCUUAAAGGGCCCAAAAUAAAGGGAGAUGUUGAUGUCUCAGUUCCAAAGAUUGAGGGUGACAUAAAAGCUCCCAAGGUUGAAAUCGAAGGACCCAAUAUUGAAAUCGAGGCACCUGAAGUUGACAUCAAAGGUCCAGAGUUUGAUAUCAAAGGGCCAAAGGGUGGAUUUGACAUGCCUAAAAUCAAAAUGCCAUCAUUUGGCAUGAAAGGUCCAAACAUGGAGGGUCCAGAUGUUGAUAUAAACCUUCCCAAAGCUAACAUUGAUGUGAAAGCCCCUGAUGUUGACAUUAAAGGACCAGAUUUGAACAUUGAGAGUCCAAGUGGUAAAAUCAAAGGAGCCAAAUUCAGCAUGCCAAGCAUUUCAGGACCCAAACUUAGUAUGCCAGAUGUUGAUUUCGGCCUGAAAGGGCCCAAAAUAAAGGGAGAUGUUGAUGUGUCAGUUCCAAAGAUUGAGGGUGACAUAAAAGCUCCCAAGGUUGAUAUCAAAGGACCAGCUAACAUUGAUGUGAAAGCCCCUGAAGUGGACAUCAAAGGUCCAAAGAUGGAUAUCAAAGGGCCUAAAGGUGGAUUUGAUAUGCCUAAAAUCAAAAUGCCAUCAAUAUCAGGACCCAAACUGCCAGAUUUGGAUAUGAGUCUGAGUGGGCCCAAAAUAAAGAGAGAUGUUGAUGUGUCAGUUCCAAAGAUUGAGGGUGAGAUAAAAGCUCCCAAGGUCGAAAUUGAAGGACCAGAUAUUGACAUGGAGGGCCACAAAGGAGGAUUCAAAAUGCCUAAAUUUAAAAUGCCAUCCUUUGGGCUCAAAGGUCCAAAUGUUGAAGGGCCAGAAGUUGAUGUCAGCAUCCCAAAAGCUGAUAUUGAUAUUAAAGCCCCUGAGUUGGAUAUCAAAGGACCAGAUUUGAACAUUGAGAGUCCAAGUGGUAAAAUCAAAGGACCCAAAUUCAGCAUGCCAAGCAUUUCAGGACCAAAACUUAGUAUGCCAGAUGUGGAUUUCGGCAUGAAAGGACCCAAAAUAAAGGGAGAUGUUGAUGUGUCAGUUCCAAAGAUUGAGGGUGACAUAAAAGCUCCCAAGGUUGAUAUUGAAGGACCAGAUGUUGACAUCGAGGGCCACAAAGGAGGAUUCAAAAUGCCUAAAAUGACAAUGCCAUCGUGGAACAUUAAAGGUCCUAAAAUGGAGGGUCCAGAUGUUGAUAUAAAUCUUCCCAAAGCUAACAUUGAUGUGAAAGCACCUGAAGUUGACAUCAAAGGUCCAGAGUUUGAUGUCAAAGGGCCAAAAGGUGGAUUUGACAUGCCUAAAAUCAAAAUGCCAUCAUUUGGCAUCAAAGGUCCAAAUGUGGAGGGUCCAGAUGUUGAUAUAAACCUGCCCAAAGCUAACAUUGAUGUGAAAGCCCCUGAUGUUGACAUUAAAGGACCAGAUUUGAACAUUGAGAGUCCAAGUGGUAAAAUCAAAGGACCCAAAUUCAGCAUGCCAAGCAUUUCAGGACCAAAACUUAGUAUGCCAGAUGUGGAUUUCGGCAUGAAAGGACCCAAAAUAAAGGGAGAUGUCGAUGUGUCAGUUCCAAAGAUUGAGGGUGAAAUAAAAGCUCCCAAGGUUGAUAUCGAAGGACCAGAUGUUGACAUUGAGGGCCACAAAGGAGGAUUCAAAAUGCCUAAAAUGACAAUGCCAUCAUGGAACAUUAAAGGUCCUAAAAUGGAGGGUCCAGAUGUUGAUAUAAACCUUCCCAAAGCUAACAUCGAUGUGAAAGCACCUGAUGUUGACGUCAAAGGUCCAGAGCUUGAUAUCAAAGGGCCAAAGGGUGGAUUUGACAUGCCUAAAAUCAAAAUGCCAUCAUUUGGCAUCAAAGGUCCAAAUGUGGAGGGUCCAGAUGUUGAUAUAAACCUGCCCAAAGCUAACAUUGAUGUGAAAGCUCCCAACGUUGACAUCAAAGGACCAGAUUUUAACAUUGAGAGUCCAAGUGGUAAAAUCAAAGGACCCAAAUUCAGCAUGCCAAGCAUUUCAGGACCAAAACUUAGUAUGCCAGAUGUGGAUUUCGGCAUGAAAGGACCCAAAAUAAAGGGAGAUGUCAAUGUGUCAGUUCCAAAGAUUGAGGGUGAAAUAAAAGCUCCCAAGGUUGAUAUCGAAGGACCAGAUGUUGACAUUGAGGGCCACAAAGGAGGAUUCAAAAUGCCUAAAAUGACAAUGCCAUCAUGGAACAUUAAAGGUCCUAAAAUGGAGGGUCCAGAUGUUGAUAUAAACCUUCCCAAAGCUAACAUCGAUGUGAAAGCACCUGACGUUGACAUCAAAGGUCCAGAGCUUGAUAUCAAAGGGCCAAAGGGUGGAUUUGACAUGCCUAAAAUCAAAAUGCCAUCAUUUGGCAUCAAAGGUCCAAAUGUGGAGGGUCCAGAUGUAGAUAUAAACCUGCCCAAAGCUAACAUUGAUGUGAAAGCUCCCGACCUUGACAUCAAAGGACCAGAUUUUAACAUUGAGAGUCCAAGUGGUAAAAUCAAAGGACCCAAAUUCAGCAUGCCAAGCAUUUCAGGACCAAAACUUAGUAUGCCAGAUGUGGAUUUCGGCAUGAAAGGACCCAAAACAAAGGGAGAUGUCGAUGUGUCAGUUCCAAAGAUUGAGGGUGAAAUAAGCUCCCCCAAGGUUGAUAUCGAAGGACCAGAUUUUGACAUUGAGGGCCACAAAGGAGGAUUCAAAAUGCCUAAAAUGACAAUGCCAUCAUGGAACAUUAAAGGUCCUAAAAUGGAGGGUCCAGAUGUUGAUAUAAACCUUCCCAAAGCUAACAUCGAUGUGAAAGCACCUGACGUUGACAUCAAAGGUCCAGAGCUUGAUAUCAAAGGGCCAAAGGGUGGAUUUGACAUGCCUAAAAUCAAAAUGCCAUCAUUUGGCAUCAAAGGUCCAAAUGUGGAGGGUCCAGAUGUAGAUAUAAACCUGCCCAAAGCUAACAUUGAUGUGAAAGCUCCCGACCUUGACAUCAAAGGACCAGAUUUUAACAUUGAGAGUCCAAGUGGUAAAAUCAAAGGACCCAAAUUCAGCAUGCCAAGCAUUUCAGGACCAAAACUUAGUAUGCCAGAUGUGGAUUUCGGCAUGAAAGGACCCAAAACAAAGGGAGAUGUCGAUGUGUCAGUUCCAAAGAUUGAGGGUGAAAUAAAAGCUCCCAAGGUUGAUAUCGAAGGACCAGAUUUUGACAUUGAGGGCCACAAAGGAGGAUUCAAAAUGCCUAAAAUGACAAUGCCAUCAUGGAACAUUAAAGGUCCUAAAAUGGAGGGUCCAGAUGUUGAUAUAAACCUUCCCAAAGCUAACAUCGAUGUGAAAGCACCUGACGUUGACAUCAAAGGUCCAGAGCUUGAUAUCAAAGGGCCAAAGGGUGGAUUUGACAUGCCUAAAAUCAAAAUGCCAUCAUUUGGCAUCAAAGGUCCAAAUGUGGAGGGUCCAGAUGUUGAUAUAAACCUGCCCAAAGCUAACAUUGAUGUGAAAGCUCCCGACGUUGACAUCAAAGGACCAGAUUUUAACAUUGAGAGUCCAAGUGGUAAAAUCAAAGGACCCAAAUUCAGCAUGCCAAGCAUUUCAGGACCAAAACUUAGUAUGCCAGAUGUGGAUUUCGGCAUGAAAGGACCCAAAAUAAAGGGAGAUGUUGAUGUGUCAGUUCCAAAGAUUGAGGGUGACAUAAAAGCUCCCAAGGUGGAUAUCGAAGGACCCAAUGUUGACAUCGAGGGCCACAAAGGAGGAUUCAAAAUGCCUAAAAUGACAAUGCCAUCAUGGAACAUUAAAGGUCCUAAAAUGGAGGGUCCAGAUGUUGAUAUAAACGUUCCCAAAGCUAACAUUGAUGUGAAAGCACCUGACGUUGACAUCAAAGGUCCAGAUUUUGAUAUCAAAGGGCCAAAAGGUGGAUUUGACAUGCCUAAAAUCAAAAUGCCAUCAUUUGGCAUCAAAGGUCCAAACAUCGAGGGUCCAGAUGUUGAUAUAAACCUGCCCAAACCUAACAUUGAUGUGAAAGCACCUGAAGUUGACAUCAAAGGUCCAGAGUUGGAUAUCAAAGGGCCUAAAGGUGGGUUUGAUAUGCCUGAAAUCAAAAUGCCAUCAAUAUCAGGACCCAAGCUGCCAGAUUGGGAUAUGAGUCUGAAAGGACCCAAAAUAAAGGGUGAUGUCUCAGCUCCAAAUAUUGAGGGAGAUUUAAAAACCCCUGAAGUCGAGAUCAAAGGUCCUAACAUUGACUUUGAAACUCCAGAUGUCCAGCUUAGUGGGCAAAAGAUGAAGUUACCAAAGAUAUCUGGACCGAAAAUAUCAUUGCCGGAUGUUGACAUCAAUCUGAAGGGGCCAAAGUUGAAGGGUGACUUGAAAGGGGAUGUUCAACUGCCAAAAGCUGAACUUGAGGGACCAGAUGUUACAAUUGAUGUUCCGGAUAUUGGCACAAAGAAAACUAAAUUUAAAAUGCCAAAAUUUGGAUUUAAGGGCUCAAAAAUAAAAGCCCCAGAAGCUGAUGUGAAAAUGGUUAAAGGAGAUAUCAGCAUCAAAGGGAAGACUGGUAGCUCUGAAGGUCUUGAUCUUGACCUGGGAUUGACUGGUCCAAAAACUAAAGGAUCGAAAUUCAAGAUGCCAAAAUUUGGUUUCAAAGGCCCAAAGGUUGAAAUGCCAGAAGUUGAUUUUAAUCUUCCUAAAGCUGACACUGAAAUAAAAUCCCCAGAUGUUGACAUUGAAGGACCACAUGUUAAAAUUGAGAAUCCAGAUGGCAAAGUAAAAGGAGCAAAACUCAAAAUGCCAACUAUCUCAGGACCAAACAUUUCCAUGCCAAAUGUGGAUUUCAAUCUGAAAGGUCCAAAACUCAAAGGUGAAAUGGAUGUGUCAUCUCCAAAGAUUGAAGGAGACAUAUCAAUACCUGAAGUCAACAUCAAAAGUCCAGAGUUUGAUAUCAAAGGGCCUAAGGGUGGAUUUGACAUGCCUAAAAUCAAAAUACCGUCAUUUGGCAUCAAAGCUCCAAACAUGGAGGGUCCAGAUGUUGAUAUAAACCUUCCCAAAGCUAACAUUGAUGUGAAAGCACCUGACGUUGACAUCAAAGGUCCAGAGUUUGAUAUGAAAGGGCCAAAAGGUGGAUUUGAAAUGCCUAAAAUCAAAAUGCCAUCAAUAUCAGGACCCAAACUGCCAGACUGGGAUAUGAGUCUGAGUGGGCCCAAAAUGAAGGGAGAUGUUGAUGUGUCAGUUCCAAAGAUUGAGGGUAAGAUAAAAGCUCCCAAGGUUGAUAUCGAAGGACCAGAUAUUGAAAUUGAGGGUCACAAAGGAGGCUUUAAAAUGCCUAAAAUGUCAAUGCCAUCAUGGAACAUUAAAGGUCCAAAAAUGGAGGGUCCAGACGUUGAUAUAAACCUUCCCAAAGCCAACAUUGAUGUGAAAGCACCUGAAGUGGACAUCAAAGGUCCGGAGUUUGAUAUCAAAGGGCCAAAAGGUGGAUUUGACAUGCCUAAAAUCAAAAUGCCGUCAUUUGGCAUCAAAGCUCCAAACGUGGAGGGGCCAGAUGUUGAUAUAAACCUUCCCAAAGCUAACAUUGAUGUGAAAGCACCUGAUGUUGACAUCAAAGGUCCAGAGUUUGAUAUCAAGGGACCAAAGGGUGGAUUUGACAUGCCUAAAAUCAAAAUGCCAUCUAUAUCAGGACCCAAAUUGCCAGAUUUGGAUAUGAGUCUGAGUGGGCCCAAAAUAAAGGGAGAUGUUGAUGUAUCAGUUCCAAAGAUUGAGGGUGACAUUAAAGCUCCCAGGGUCGAUAUCGAAGGACCAGAUAUUGACAUCGAUGGCCACAAAGGAGGAUUUAAAAUGCCAAAAUUUAAAAUGCCAUCCCUUGGACUAAAAGGUCCAACUGUUGAAGGGCCAGAAAUUGAUGUCAGCCUCCCAAAAGCUGAUAUCGAUAUUAAAGCCCCUGAGUUGGAUAUCAAAGGACCAGAUUUUGACAUUGAGAGUCCAAGUGGUAAAAUCAAAGGACCCAAAUUCAGCAUGCCAAGCAUUUCAGGCCCGAAACUGCACAUGCCAGAUGUGGAUUUCGGUCGUAAAGGGCCCAAAAUAAAGGGAGAUGUUGAUGUCUCAGUUCCAAAAAUUGAGGGUGACAUAAAAGAUCCCAAGGUUGAAAUCGAAGGACCCAAUAUUGACAUCGAGGGCCACAAAGGAGGAUUCAAAAUGCCUAAAAUGACAAUGCCAUCAUGGAACAUUAAAGGUCCAAAAAUGGAGGGUCCCGAUGUUGAUAUAAACCUUCCCAAAGCUAACAUUGAUGUGAAAGCACCUGACGUUGACAUCAAAGGUCCAGAGUUUGAUAUCAAGGGACCAAAGGGUGGAUUUGACAUGCCUAAAAUCAAAAUGCCAUCUAUAUCAGGACCCAAACUGCCAGAUUUGGAUAUGAGUCUGAGUGGGCCCAAAAUAAAGGGAGAUGUUGAUGUAUCAGUUCCAAAGUUUGAGGGUGAGAUAAAAGCUCCCAAGGUUGAUAUUGAAGGACCAGAUGUUGACAUUGAGGGCCACAAAGGAGGAUUUAAAAUGCCUAAAUUUAAAAUGCCAUCCUUUGGGCUGAGAGGUCCGAAUGUUGACGGGCCAGAAGUUGAUGUCACCCUCCCGAAAGCUGAUAUUGAUAUUAAAGCCCCUGAGUUGGAUAUCAAAGGACCAGAUUUUGACAUUGGGAGUCCAAGUGGUAAAAUCAAAGGUCCCAAAUUCAACAUGCCAAGUAUUUCAGGCCCGAAACUUCAUAUGCCAGAUGUGGAUUUCGGUCUUAAAGGUCACAAAGUUAAGGGAGAUGUCGAGGUGUCAGUUCCAAAGAUAGAGGGUGACAUAAAAGCUCCCAAAGUUGAUAUUGAAGGACCAGAUAUUGACAUCGAGGGCCACAAAGGAGGAUUCAAAAUGCCUAAAAUGACAAUGCCAUCAUGGAACGUGAAAGGUCCAAAAAUGGAAGGUCCAGAUGUUGAUAUAAACCUUCCCAAAGCUAACAUUGAUGUGAAAGCACCUGAUGUUGACAUCAAAGGUCCAGAGUUUGAUAUCAAGGGGCCAAAGGGUGGAUUUGACAUGCCAAAAAUCAAAAUGCCAUCAGUAUCAGGACCCAAACUGCCAGAUUGGGAUAUGAGUCUAAGUGGCCCAAAAAUGAAGGGAGAUGUUGAUGUAUCAGUUCCAAAGAUUGAGGGUGAGAUAAAAGCACCCAAGGUCAAUAUUGAAGGACCAGAUGUUGACAUUGAGGGCCAAAAAGGAGGAUUUAAAAUGCCCAAAUUUAAAAUGCCAUCCUUUGGACUGAGAGGUCCGAAUGUUGACGGGCCAGAAGUUGAUGUCACCCUCCCGAAAGCUGAUAUUGAUAGUAAAGCCCCUGAGUUGGAUAUCAAAGGACCAGAUUUUGACAUUGGGAGUCCAAGUGGUAAAAUCAAAGGACCCAAAUUCAGCAUGCCAAGCAUUUCAGGACCAAAACUUAGUAUGCCAGAUGUGGAUUUCGGCAUGAAAGGGCCCAAAAUAAAGGGAGAUGUUGAUGUGUCAGUUCCAAAGAUUGAGGGUGACAUAAAAGGUCCCAAGAUUGAUAUCGAACGACCAGAUAUUGACAUUGAGGGAAACAAAGGAGGAUUCAAAAUGCCUAAAAUGACAAUGCCAUCAUGGAACAUUAAAGGUCCAAAAUUGGAGGGUCCAGAUGUUGAUAUAAAUAUUCCCAAAGUUAACAUUGAUAUGAAAGCACCUGACGUUGACAUCAAAGGUCCAGAGUUUGAUAUCAAGGGGCCAAAGGGUGGAUUUGACAUGCCUAAAAUCAAAAUGCCAUCAUUUGGCAUCAAAGGUCCAAACAUGGAGGGUCCAGAUGUUGAUAUAAACCUGCCCAAAGCUAACAUUGAUGUGAAAGCACCUGAAGUUGACAUCAAAGGUCCAGAGUUUGAUAUCAAAGGGCCAAAAGGUGGAUUUGACAUGCCUAAAAUCAAAAUGCCAUCAAUAUCAGGACCCAAACUGCCAGACUGGGAUAUGAGUCUGAGUGGGCCCAAAAUGAAGGGAGAUGUUGAUGCGUCAGUUCCAAAGAUUGAGGGUCAGAUAAAAACUCCCAAGGUUGAUAUCGAAGGACCAGAUAUUGACAUUGAUGGUCACAAAGGAGGCUUUAAAAUGCCUAAAAUGUCAAUGCCAUCAUGGAACAUUAAAGGUCCAAAAAUGGAGGAUCCAGACAUUGAUAUAAACCUUCCCAAAGCCAACAUUGAUGUGAAAGCACCUGACGUGGACAUCAAAGGUCCGGAGUUUGAUAUCAAAGGGCCAAAAGGUGGAUUUGACAUGCCUAAAAUCAAAAUGCCAUCAAUAUCAGGACCCAAACUGCCAGACUGGGAUGUGAGUCUGAGUGGGCCCAAAAUGAAGGGAGAUGUGUCAGUUCCAAAGAUUGAGGGUCAGAUAAAAGCUCCCAAGGUUGAUAUUGAAGGACCAGAUAUUGACAUUGAGGGUCACAAAGGAGGAUUUAAAAUGCCUAAAUUUAAAAUGCCAUCUAUUGGGCUAAAAGGUCCAAAUGUUGAAGGGCCAGAAGUGGAUGUUACCCUCCCAAAAGCUGAUAUUGAUACUAAAGCCCCUGAUUUGGAUGUCAAAGGACCAGACUUUAACAUUGAGAGUCCAGGUGGUAAAAUCAAAGGACCCAAAUUCAGCAUGCCAAGCAUUUCAGGACCAAAACUACAUAUGCCAGAUGUUGAUUUCCAUCUCAAAGGGCCCAAAAUAAAGGGAGAUGUUGAUGUGUCAGUUCCAAAGAUUGAGAGUGACAUAAAAGCUCCCAAAGUUGAUAUCGAAGCACCAAAUGUUGACAUUGGGGGGCACAAAGGAGGAUUUAAAAUGCCUAAAAUGUCAAUGCCAUCAUGGAACAUAAAAGGUCCAAAAAUGGAGGGUCCAGACGUUGAUAUAAACCUUCCCAAAGCCAACAUUGAUGUGAAAGCACCUGAAGUUGACAUCAAAGGUCCAGAGUUUGAUAUCAAAGGGCCAAAGGGUGGAUUUGACAUGCCAAAAAUCAAAAUGCCAUCAAUAUCAGGACCCAAACUGCCAGAUUGGGAUAUGAAUCUCAGUGGGCCCAAAAUAAAGGGAGAUGCUGAUGUGUCAGUUCCAAAGAUUGAGGGUGAAAUAAAAGCUCCUGAAGUCGAUAUCGAAGGACCAGAUGUUCACAUUGAGGGCCAUAAAGGAGGAUUCAAAAUGCCUAAAUUUAAAAUGCCAUCCAUUGGGCUGAAAGGACCAAAUGUUGAAGGGCCAGAAAUUGAUGUCAGCCUGCCGAAAGCUGAUAUUGAUGUCCAUGCCCCUGAGGUGGAUAUCGAAGGACCAGAUAUUCACAUUGAGAGUCCAAGUGGUAAAAUCAAAGGACCCAAAUUCAGCAUGCCAAGCAUUUCAGGACCCAAACUUUCAAUGCCAGAUGUGGAUUUCCAUCUGAAAGGUCCAAAAAUAAAGGGAGAUGUGAAUAUGUCAGUUCCAAAGACUGAGGGUGAAAUAAAAGCUCCCAAGGUUGAUAUCGAAGGACCAGAUGUUGACAUUGAUGGCCACAAAGGAGGAUUCAAAAUGCCUAAAAUGACAAUGCCAUCAUGGAACAUUAAAGGUCCAAAAAUGGAGGGUCCAUAUGUUGAUAUAGACCUUCCCAAAGCUAACAUUGAUGUGAAAGGACCUGAAGUUGACAUCAAAGGGCCAAAGGGUGGAUUUGACAUGCCUAAAAUCAAAAUGCCAUCAUUGAACAUUAAAGGUCCACAAAUGGAGGGUCCAGAUGUUGAUAUAAAUCUUCCCAAAGCUAACAUUGAUGUCAAAGCACCUGCAGUUGACAUCAAAAGUCCAGAGUUUGAUAUCAAAGGGCCAAAAGGUGGAUUUGACAUGCCUAAAAUCAAAAUGCCAUCAAUAUCUGGACCCAAACUGCCAGACUGGGACAUGAGUCUCAGUGGGCCCAAAAUAAAGGGAGAUGUUGAUGUAUCAGUUCCAAAGGUUGAGGGUGAGAUAAAAGCUCCCAAGGUCGAUAUUGAAGGACCAGAUUUUGACAUCGAGGGCCACAAAGGAGGAUUUAAAAUGCCUAAAUUUAAAAUGCCAUCCUUUGGGCUGAGAGGUCCAAAUGUUGAAGGGCCAGAAGUUGAUGUCAGCCUCCCGAAAGCCAAUGUUGAUAUUAAAGCCCCUGAGUUGGAUAUCAAAGGACCAGAUUUUGACAUUGAGAGUCCAAGUGGUAAAAUCAAAGGAGCCAAAUUCAGCAUGCCAAGUAUUUCGGGACCCAAACUCUCCAUGCCAGAUGUGGAUUUACAUCUGAAAGGGCCCAAAAUAAAGGGAGAUGUUGAUGUGUCAGUUCCAAAGAUUGAAGGUGAAAUAAAAGCUCCCAAGGUUGAUAUCGAAGGACCAGAAGUUGAUAUCGAGGGCCACAAAGGAGGAUUCAAAAUGCCUAAAAUGACAAUGCCAUCAUGGAACAGUAAAGGUCCAAAAAUGGAGGGGCCAGAUGUUGAUAUAAACCUUCCCAAAGCUAACAUUGAUGUGAAAUCACCAGAAGUUGACAUGAAAGGUCCAGAGUUUGAUAUCACGGGGCCAAAGGGUGGAUUUGACAUGCCUAAAAUCAAAAUGCCAUCAUUUGGCAUUAAAGGUCCAAAAGUGGAUGGUCCAGAUGUAGAUAUAAACCUUCCCAAAGCAAAUAUUGAUGUAAAUGCACCCGACAUUGCUCUUAAAGGGCCAGACAUUGAUAUUGAAGGCCCUAACGCAAAACUUAGAGGACCCAACAUCAAAGGUCCUACAAUAAAGGGGGAUGUGGAUGUGUCAGUUCCAAAGAUUAAGGGUGACAUAAAAGCUCCAAAGGUCAAUAUUGAAGGACCAGAUAUUGACAUUGAGGGUCACAAAGGAGGAUUUAAAAUGCCUAAAUUUAAAUUUCCGUCCUUUGGGGGUAAAGGUCCACAUGUUCAAGGGCCAGAAGUUGAUGCCAGCUUCCCAAAAGCUGAUAUCCAUAUGAAAGCCCCUGAAUUAGAUAUCAAAGGACCAGAUUUUGACAUUGAGAGUCCAAGUGGUAAAAUCAAAGGACCCAAAUUCAGCAUGCCAAGCAUUUCGGGACCCAAACUUUCCAUGCCAGAUGUGGAUUUACAUCUGAAAGGGCCCAAAAUAAAGGGAGAUGUUGAUGUGUCAGUUCCAAAGAUCGAGGGUGAUAUAAAAGCUCCCAAGGUUGAUAUCGAAGGACCACAUGUUGACAUCGAGGGCCACAAAGGAGGAUUCAAAAUGCCUAAAAUGACAAUGCCAUCAUGGAACAGUAAAGGUCCAAAAAUGGAGGGUCCAGAUGUUGAUAUAAACCUUCCCAAAGCUAACAUUGACAUAAAUGCACCUGACAUUGAUCUGAAAGGGCUAGAUAUUGAUAUUGGAGGUUCAGAAGCAAAAAUCAAAGGAUCAAAAUUCAAGCUGCCAUCAAUAUCAGGGCCCAAGCUGCCAGAUUGGGAUAUGAGUCUGAAAGGGCCCAACAUGAAGGGAGAUGUUGAUGUGUCAAUUCCAAAGAUUGAAGGAGACAUAAAAGCUCCCAAGGUGGAUAUUGAAGGACCAGAAGUUGAUUUAAGCCUUCCCAAAACAAAUAUUGAUGUGAAAGUACCUGAAUUUGACAUUAAAGGACCAGAGAUUGACAUUGAAGGAGCUAAUGCAAAACUGAAAGGGCCUAAAUUCAACAGGCCAGAUAUGGAUUUCAAUCUGAGAGGUCCCACGCUCAAAGGUGAUGUGGAUGUAUCAGUGCCAAAGAUAGGGGGAGACAUACAAACACCCAACGUUGACAUUAAAGGUCCAGAGGUCAAUUUUAAAGGGCCUAAGGGUGGAUUUGAAAUGCCUAAAAUUACAAUGCCAUCAUUUAACAUUAAAGGUCCAGAAGUGGAGGGUUCAGAUGUUGAUAUAAAACUUCCCAAAGGAAACAUUGAUGUUAAAGCACCUGAUGUUGAUAUCAAGCUAAAAGGGCCUAAAGUCAAAGGAAAGAUGGAUGCAACAGUGCCCAAAUUGGAAUCAGAUAUUAAAGGUCACAAUGCUAACAUUGCAGGACCCACCAUCACUACGGAAGGUGUGUCUAUUGAUCCUGAAAAGACAGGUGUUACAUUUCCCAAGUUCAAAGGUCCUAAGUUUGGAAUGAAAUCCCCAGAAGUAGAGGGGAAGACACCCAUGUUCAAUGUGGGAGCAAAAGGUUCUAAAACAGAAAUUAAUCUUCCAGAUACAGAAGCAAGUCUUGAUGCCCCUGACAUUGACAUCAAUGUAAAAGGGAAAACAGGGAAAUUCAAACUUCCUAAAGUCAAAGGAAAGGCAAAGAAGACUGAUGUUCACAUAGAAACACCAGCAGUAGACCUGGAUGUAGACACUCCUGAUAUUCAUGUCAAAGGAAAAAAGGUAAAGAAGCCGCUUUUUGGUAAGCUUCAUUUUCCUGAUGUGGAAUUUGAUAUCAAAUCACCAAAAUUGAAAGGUGAUGGAUCUAUAUCAGAGGGAUUCAAAUCACCUGACAUAGAUUUACCAUCUGCUAGCUUGAACACUGCUAUUGAAGGAUCUGGUAUUGACAGUCCAAAUUUGGGAGGGAAAGAUCUGAAAUUAAAGACUCCCAAUAUUAAAAUGCCAAAUGUGAGUGUGUCCACUCCUGAUAUUGAAACAAAUCUAAACAGACAAGGAGAGGCAAACAUGUCUGCAGGUUUUAAAGGCCCAAAAAUAAAUGUGAAAGGUGGUGCAGAGAUUGAUGCAAGUGCUUCAGGGGGCAGUGAAAGUGGUGACCUUCAUUACCCAGAAGGUACUGUAACAUUUCCCAAAAUCAAGGUACCAAAAUUUGGUAUUGCUCUGCCUCAGUUGGAAGGCCAGGGAGGUGGAGGGAAUGUUGAAUCAGCUAGUGGAGGCAUGAGCAUACAGUCUCCAGCUGUUAGUUGCCAAGUCAGUGCACAAAAUAUUGAGGUUCCCAGUCCAGAACUGAAGCAUAGAGAAGGUAAAAUAAAGGGAAAGAUGCCAAAACUGUUUGGCAACUCAAAAGCAAAAGGCAGUAGUGCAGGUGAUCUUCGGGGACCAAAGGUAGAAUUGAGUAAGGUACAUACUGCAGAACUGAAGGGUGGAAAAUUAGAAUUAGAGGGUGAUCCUGGGCUCAGUGUGUCAACUAAAGGCAAGUCAGCCUCACUGGAUCUAUUUCAGAAAACAAGGCAUCUGUCUUCUUCUCUGCAUGAUGAGGGGGGGCUUGCAGUUAGUUCUCCAUCUCACUUAGAAGUUGAGGGUGGCGACAUUUCAUUAGACCUAGGAGGAAGCAAGGUCAAAGGAAAGAAAGGCAAGUUGAAGUUUGGCACCUUUGGAGGUUUUGGUUCAAAGUCAAAGGGCUCAUAUGAGGUGUCACUUGGUGAGGAGGGUGAAGCAGGUGCAGGUGUUUCUCUUCCCUCUAAAAAAUCGAGAUUGUCUUCAUCUUCUAGCAGUGACAGUGGUUCAAGAGCUGGUUUCAGGUUCCCAAGACUUGAACUAUCUGUUUCACCAAAAAAAUGAUUAAUUAUGAGGUAAAUUAAACUUUCUCAUGUACCCCCAAAUACACUCUCCUAAUAUGCCAUCUAUAGAUCUUUAAAACCUAAGGGAACGUACAUAGUCAUUUCAAUAUCGUUAACUAUGAGUAAUUCUUUUUUCAGUAAUUAUACAGGAGUGCAUGAGAUUGUUUAAAAUCCCUUCAAACUGUAAAUAAGAUUAAUUUGUAUUGUAAUAAUAAAUGAUUUUUGUACAUAGUCCAGAUUUAUUGAACAUAUGCCAUCUUAACAAAUUUUCAUAAAUAGUUUAUUACAGGGUUUGUCAUUUUUUCCUAUUUCAUUCUAUUAAAUGAAUUUUAUAAAUGAACGGGUGUGGUAUAUUUGUAUUCAGGGGUCUAUUGCACAGGAUCGUUAAAAUUGUUAUUUUGAAGGACAAUGUUUAUACAAGACACAAAUAUAAACAGUUAUCAGUUUUUUAUGAAUGAAAUUAUUUUAUUUUCAAGCUUUAUCGUUAUAUAAUCAGUGUAGGAGCAUAUUUAGGCAACAUAGAGAUGGCCCCAUGUAACACAUGCUAAAGAUUAAUGGUGUUGUAUACAACAUAAUUGCAAAGACAACCACUGUUUGGAAACCAUCAACUCUCUAAAGUGCUGUCAGUAUGUUUCUGUUCAUAUUUUAAGAAACCUUAUUCUGUGACAUUUACCAAAAUAUGCAUUGUUUCAUUAGUUUUUAACAUGUUUUGCUUCCUAAUCCUGUCAUUUACAUUUUUACCUGUUUUAUGAUCCUCUGUAUUUUAUUUUUCUGUCACUCUCUCUUUUUACACACACAUGAUAAUGUUAACAAAAUCACAAAUAAUCUGUCACUUUUUGAUUUCAAGAAUCUGAGUUGAUAGAGAGUUGCAUAGUUUUGAUCAGAUAUGAUGGAGAUAAAGCAUGAUUCUUCUUUUGUGUGCAUUUUGCCAAAUAAACUAAACAAAAUGA
Molecule: messenger RNA, 21005 nt
Organism: Perca flavescens (yellow perch)
Lineage: Eukaryota; Metazoa; Chordata; Actinopteri; Perciformes; Percidae
Gene: ahnak
Product: AHNAK nucleoprotein
Biological process (GO): regulation of RNA splicing
Cellular component (GO): nucleus; cytoplasm; costamere
Molecular function (GO): protein binding
Source: RefSeq, a predicted model, not a curated record